CUGGAGGAUGGGGAGGAUGUGGAAUGGGAGUGGGAUGUUUUUGGGAGCCUGAAGGUGGCAGGGUCACCUUCAGGGUGCCAGAAUCUGGGGUUCUGUGUGGCUUUCGUGGGCUGAAAAGGGCACAGACUCUGCUCAGCAGGCCUUCUCUACAGGAGCUGGGGCUGGCCUGAGAUGUGAGGUGGCUUCAGGGGGUGUAGGUGGGACAAUGUUUGGUGCUUGGGACACCUGAGAGUUGACACGUAUCCAGCCUGUCUCCUGCUCUCUCCAGUCCACCGUCUUCAGGAAUUAGAAAUGGGUGGGAGAAGCAGCAGUGUCUCCGAGUACUCAGUGGUCAGUACUGGCCAUCUUCUCUCUCUCUCUUCCCGCAUCCCAUGCCAGUGCAUCCCCAUUGGUCUGCAGCUGCUGCUGGCAGAUCCAUCAUGUGGGAACUGACAGCCCUCCUGCUCCUGGUUCCAAGCAGUGGGCAAGCUGCUACUCUGGAGAAGCCCAUAUUGUCUCUACACCCACCCUGGACCACAAUCUUCAAGGGGGAAAGGGUAACCUUGCGGUGUGAUGGGUACCACCCUCUGCUCCUGGAGCUCCGACCCAUCAGCACUCUCUGGUAUUUGGGCCACCUACUCCUGCCCUCUCACAAGAAGAGCAUCGAGGUGCAGACACCAGGGGUGUAUCGAUGCCAGACACGGGGAGCACCUGUCAGUGACCCCAUCCACCUCUCUGUAUCCAAUGACUGGCUGAUCCUGCAAGUGCCCUAUGCUGCGGUGUUCGAGGGCGAGCCGCUGGUCAUGCGCUGCCGCGGUUGGUACGACAAGGUCGUCUACAAACUUCACUACUACCACGACGGCCAACCCGUGCGCUACUUCCACUCCAGCGCCAACUACACGGUGCCCCAGGCGCGCGCCAGCGAUAGCGGGCGCUACCAGUGCUCCGGCACCAUGCGCAUCCCGGUGGAGAGCGCGCCCAUGUUCUCCGCCAAGGUGGCCGUGACCGUGCAAGAGCUGUUCCAGGCGCCGGUGCUGAGGGUGAUGGGCCAGGUGGAGGCUCGCGGCGCGGCCCUCGGCGGAGUGGUCUUGCGGUGCGAGACGCUCCUGCACCCUCAGAAGCGCGACACGCCGCUGCAGUUCGCCUUCUACAAGUACAGUCGCGCCGUGCGUCGCUUCGACUGGGGCGCCGAGUACACCGUCCCCGAGCCCGAGGUCGAGGAGCUGGAAUCGCACUGGUGCGAGGUUGCUACCGCCAGCCGCAGCGUCCGGAAACGCAGCCCUUGGCUGCAGCUUCCGGGGCGGGGUUCUCCCUUGGACGUGGCGUCCACCACCGUCCCGGUCCCACAGGCUGCGGCUUUGGCGCCCGGUAACAAGCCGCUUUCCUUCAGAAAGCCCCCGCUGUCCGUAUCGGUCCCGUCGGUCACCUCCGUCCCUAACACCACCUCAGCCGGGCUGCUGUUCCCCGCGGGCGGAGCCCCCACUGCUGGGCCACCGGCCUGCGCUCCGCUGACCCCCUUGGAACAAACCACUGGAGCCCUAAAACCCGACAUGGACCUUCUGCUCCGAGAAAUGCAGCUGCUCAAAGGCCUUCUCAGCCGGGUGGUCCUGGAAUUAAAGGAGCCACAGGCCUUCCCAGAGCACAGGGACACACUCGAGACCCCCGCUUCCCACUUUGCUGUGAGUCAGGGAACCCCUGAGACCACUGCUGUGGAGAGCUGAGGGAGGGGGUGGCUAUUGACCCCUCUCCAGACGUAUCCAUCCCUGGUCUCUCCUGCUUCCCAUCACGUGGAGACCCUACAAAGCCAUCUCUGCAUCCCUCUGUCUUACUGUGGCUUAUAAAGUGUGGUGGCUGCCAUGUCAGUCUAACACAGCACAUCCUUGUAACCACAAGGCCUUCACUCUGAUGGCUUUCUUCCCCUCACAGAUUUCAGUAAGGAAGGAGAAACCUGUUAUUUACUACUUUGAGGUAUAUGUUUGGAAGUUGAAUUUAGUCAUCCUUAGCUUUUCAUAUAAAUCCACCCACCAUGUAUUUCAGCACAGGCAAUUUUUUGGUACUUAAGGUUAUUUGGUACUAAGCUCUUUGGAACAUUUAAGGGUCAAGAUGUAAUUAUUCAUCAUGACUUUAAUGUUAAAUUUUAAAAGACUUUCAGUUCUGUUUCUGAUGCGUGUGUACCCUCAAAGUCCUGGGCUAGUUUUAGAGAGGGAAAGGGACUUGUGUGGGCCUCCAUUCCAGGUUAUAAGGGUCAGCAUACUGUUAGACUCACCCAGAUGCACCUCCUGCACCAAUAUAGCUAGAUAGGCUGAUGGGCUCUGGUGGCAGCAAGCAGGCCAUGCUCACUUUAGCCUAACUAAACAAGUGGUACUAUUACCAUCAAGAAAUCUCUUUGAAGAAAGAUUAAGACAAAUUCUCAAAAUUGCUGAAUUCUAGUUUUUAGUAGGUUCUUACCUCCCGCAGAGCCAUUCCAACACUAACAUACAAUUCAAUUUUUAUAAGUCCCUCAUCUGCCUACUAAAACUAUUGGUUUUCUGCAAGUCUGGUGUGAAUUAUUCCCAGGAGGUUUAUUUCUCAUUGGGUCCUUACCCUUCAUCAGUUAACGUUUACUGCUAAGGCUUAGAACUGAUAACAACUCUACCCUCCCAUCCUUCUACUUGAUACAUAUUCAGCCACAAUGCAAUUUCCCAUUUCUUUCUGAACAAUUAACCAGAAUAACAUCAACAUACUUCAUCCUUUUCUUCUUAGUAUUAUCUUCACCGUGUUAUAACUGCAAAGUCACUGAAAUUAUAAAAAUGAGAGAGGCAGGUGGGUACACACAUAAAUUACAGUGCAAUGUGAUAAGUGCUCUAUGAAACACUGGGAAUUCAGAGGAGGAAACUGAAUCUUGAAGGAAGAGCAAGAUUUCACCAAGAAGAGAUGUGAAAAGAUUGAGGGGUAGGGCAUGCAGGCUGAGGGUGCAAAGGCAAAGAGACAUAAAAGACCGUGGUGUGUUUGUAGAGCUGCAAAUAAUUGAAAGUGGUUGGAGAAUUAUGUGUAUUUAUGCAUGUGUGUGUGGGGGGUGUGUUUUAGGGAGAAGGUGGCAGGAGAUGAACAUGGGGAAGUAGGAAGGGAUCAGAACAUGAAAGUCUUGUUAAGAGGUUCUUUAACCUGUUGGAUAUUUGGGAUGGAUAUUUGGAAGCAUUCCUUAUUGAGGGCAUCAAUAAGCCUUACUGGAGGAGAAGCUAAUUUGAAAUUACAAAAGAGCAAUCAAAUAAACUGAUCUCAGUGGACACUUGCUUAACCCUGAGGAGUUAUGUCCAGGCCCUAUGAUCCAGUACUGGGGUUCUGGUUUACAAGGGUCUUUGUGGUUCUGAUUUCCACCUUUCUAAUGCAGGCUUAGCUCACUUCUCAGAACUCUUCCCCCAGCAAGCCUUCCCUGGCUAACCCCACUCUACUCCCCUGAAGGAGGCCCCUGAAGUUUCUGCCAUCCCUGAUCUAGACAGGAAGUGACUAGCAUUAGUAUCAAGAGUCUAGGUAAUCAAAGAAUCGAGUCAUUAAAAAAAAUCAGUUGAUACGUAUAACUGAUUCACUUUGCUGCACAGCAGAAAUUAACACAACAUUGUAAAGGAACUAUACUCCAAUAAAAAUUAAUUUAAAAACUCAGCUGAUCAUUUUUUAAAAGAGCAAAAGGGUGAAAUAGCCAUUCAAAAGGGAGUUUUAUCUCUUCAGUAUCUCCUCAUUCACACCUUGUUAGCAGCUACAAUAUCUUCCUGUCCUGACACAUACCUCCAUUUAGGGUUAGGGAUAUGGGGAGUGGGGAAGAUCAAGAACUUAUGGGUUAGAAUGAUGUGUGUGUAGCGGGGGGGAAAGAGUGAGUUUUAUGCCCUCUAGUCUCCACUGUCUUUAAGCUCCCCAGCUCUCGUUGAUCUUCCCCUACAAUACCUGUUAAUGAUCUCCCGGGAAGACCUGCACUAAGGAAAUAUCAAGAGAUAUCAGACAGGCAGCUUACUGGCCAUGCUCCUCUGGGGAAAAAAAAAAGUCCUCAUCCAGCUUCUGUUUAAGGUUCCAGCAUGCAUUUAGAGAAGCUUUGGGCUAGCCCAGGCUGCCUAAGGAGAAUCUCAGGCUCAUUCCCAAGCAGCAAGGGUAGCAACAAAAUGCUGGAGAAGCCUGGGGAGGAAGCUGCUUCUCUCUGGUUCUCUGAUCACUUCUGUGUCUCAGACUCAGACCUCGACCCUAAACCUGUGGGAGUCCAUACCAGAUACCAGGCAAGGAACCCAAAUGUCCUCCACCAGAGAGCAGAAAGGGUUCUGGCAAGUUUCAUUUGGAUCUCAGCUUUACUCUCUCAUUCUGCCCUCCCUGAGUCUAAGUUUCUUAUCUGGACUUCACUCUAUAGAAAGAAGGAACUCAACUCUUUGGGUUCUACACUUAUGACUUUUUCCGUAAAAGAGUGAAUCAAAUCCUCUAGGUUAAAGUCCAAACUAUCAUGACAUAUAGAGCAGUCACACUGACCACUUGCUCUUUCCCCA
This is a messenger RNA of Delphinapterus leucas (beluga whale), 4481 nucleotides long. It is a transcript of the gene FCRLB, whose product is annotated as Fc receptor like B. The record is from RefSeq and is a predicted model, not a curated record. Gene Ontology annotation, biological process: immunoglobulin mediated immune response; cell surface receptor signaling pathway. Gene Ontology annotation, cellular component: external side of plasma membrane. Lineage: Eukaryota; Metazoa; Chordata; Mammalia; Artiodactyla; Monodontidae. Gene Ontology annotation, molecular function: transmembrane signaling receptor activity.